Molecule: messenger RNA, 3333 nt
Organism: Phoenix dactylifera (date palm)
Lineage: Eukaryota; Viridiplantae; Streptophyta; Magnoliopsida; Arecales; Arecaceae
Product: Leucine-rich repeat protein kinase family protein
Biological process (GO): protein phosphorylation
Molecular function (GO): ATP binding; protein kinase activity; protein binding
Source: RefSeq, a predicted model, not a curated record
GAAAAAAAAAGAAUUGAAAUUGAAGAGUCAGCUGGAUGAAACUUGUUCUACUGAUGGAAUUCAUCUGUCUCGUGAUUUAUCAAAACAACCAUCAUUGUUUUUCCAUAUCCUUCUCUUUUUCCUUGCUAAAAGAAUGGACCGGAAGAAAAAGAUGGACUAAUGAGAAAGAAAAAGAACAAUACGGGCAAACACCUCAUGGGCAAUGCUUCACAUUUUUUUUUUAUCUUUUAAAUCAUCCGGUAGAUAAAUUCCAUUAGUAGUAAGAGUUUAAUCCAAUUUUGACUCUUCAGUUUUUGCUCUAAGAUGGUUAUGGUAGGAUAUGCGAUAAAAAAGAAAACUGCUCUACAUGAUGAAGUUGAUGCCGUUAAAUUUCAUCCGACUGUGGGACUGGUCCAGCGAGGAAGCAAUCUAGAAGCAUGGCAGACUGAAAAGUAUGGGGAAUUUGGUUUUGACUUAGAUGGUAAUGUUCAUGCGUAACUGGUGUGAGUUGCCAGUGUAAGGAGAGAGAAGAAGAAAGAGAGAAGAAGAAGAAGAAGAAGGUGGUAUGGGAAUCCAGUGGCAGGGGGCAGCAGCACUCGCAUUUCAGUCCAGUACCGUCCCAAGCCGAGAAUUGGCGGACAGGACGUACAAGUGAUCUUAGUGGACGGUUGGCGAUGAAAUUGCCCUGUGGGCGGUUCCCGUUUGCCGUUUCGGCGGGACAGCAGAGAGAGGAAUCGGGGAGAGGUGAAGGGGACGAAGAAAAAAAGGGGAAAAAAAAGGCAACGCACGCAGCUCAUGACGACGGUUCGCCACCCAUCGCUCCUAUGAAAAAGAGGGCUAUUGGCGGACAAGCAGGUAGUCAGACGGCGGGACACGGGGACCAUCCGUGUCGACUUACUGGAUCUCGAGGCCUUCUCUCCCCUCCAAUCCUGGUCCCUGCCCGGCUUUUCGAGCCCUUCCCUUCGUUUCACGAGGAUCCCUGUUAUUUCUUCCCUUACUUCUCUGCCCCCAAUAGUUUAUCUAAUAUUUUUUUUCUCGGAAGGAACCUCCGGAUGAGAUUCCGAGACGACCUCCAGCUCUGCCUCUAGAAAACCUUUUAAAUUAAAAUGGCUGAAUCAUCUGCGAUAUCCCUGCCGCUGCAUCCCCAUCGCACUGCUCUCUUCCCCUCUUUCUAGUCUCUCCAGUUCGUUGCAAUGGAAGGAUGGACUCGGCCGCUGCUAGCGGUCGUCGUCGUCGUCGUCUUUUGUGCGGAUCUGGUGGUAUCCUCCGAUCCGCCACUUUCUCCCAAGGGCGUGAACUACGAAGUGGCAGCUCUGAUGUCGGUGAAGAGCAAGAUGUGGGAUGAGGCGGGAGCGAUGGACGGGUGGGAUAUCAACUCGGUGGACCCCUGCACCUGGUCCAUGGUUGGCUGCUCCCCAGAAGGCUUCGUCAUCUCCCUGGAGAUGGCCAGGAACGACUUGUCUGGCACGCUGUCUCCGAGCAUUGGGAACCUGAGCCACCUUCAGACCAUGUUACUGCAAAAUAAUGAAAUAUCUGGUCCUAUUCCACCUGAAAUAGGGAAGCUGUCACAACUCACGACUCUUGACCUUUCUGGCAACCAGUUCAUUGGUGAAAUUCCAAGAUCACUUGGACUUCUGAAUCAACUAGGUUACUUGCGUCUUGACAAGAACAAUUUGUCUGGCCAGAUCCCUGAAUCUGUAGCUAGUCUUUCAGGUCUUUUAUUCUUAGAUUUGUCAUUCAACAAUCUAAGUGGUCCAACUCCUAAGAUCCUAGCAAAAGAUUACAGUGUUGCAGGAAAUAAGUUUCUUUGCAAUUCAUCUUUCUUGCAUGGUUGUGCAGGUGUUCCGUUGCCAAUCAAUGAAACAAAAACAUCCAGACGACCAAGCAAUCACCAAUUAGCAAUAGCCAUUUCUUUAAGUGUCAGCUGUACUUUAACGGUCUCCAUCCUGCUGCUUGUUUAUUGGCUACAUUAUUGCAGAUGGCGUUUGCCUUUUGCUUCUGUUGGUCAAGAUUAUGAAUUUGAAAUGGGCCAUUUGAAGAGGUUCUCAUUUCGUGAGCUGCAAAUUGCAACUGAUAAUUUUAAUUCUAAGAAUAUAUUAGGUCAAGGUGGAUUUGGAGUUGUUUAUAAAGGCCAUCUCAGAAAUGGCACUUUGGUGGCAGUGAAACGGUUGAAAGAUCCCAGCUUUACUGGGGAAGUUCAGUUCCAAACUGAAGUAGAGAUGAUUGGCCUAGCUUUGCACAAGAACCUCUUACGCUUGUAUGGAUUUUGCAUGACAUCACAUGAGAGACUACUUGUAUAUCCAUUUAUGCCAAAUGGGAGUGUUGCUGAUCGUUUGAGAGAUCGUCAUCAUGAGAAACCAUCCUUGGACUGGACCAAACGGAUGCGAAUUGCACUUGGGGCUGCCCGUGGGCUAUUAUACUUGCAUGAACAAUGCAAUCCAAAAAUCAUUCACAGGGAUGUUAAAGCUGCAAAUAUUUUGCUUGAUGAAAGCUUUGAAGCGGUAGUUGGAGAUUUUGGGUUGGCAAAACUCCUGGAUCGGAGGGAAUCACAUGUUACAACUGCAGUUCGAGGUACUGUAGGACACAUUGCUCCAGAGUAUCUAUCUACUGGGCAGUCCUCAGAGAAGACGGAUGUGUACGGAUUUGGCAUUUUACUGCUGGAGUUAGUAACAGGACAAAAAACCUUGAGUUCUGGAAAUGGCAGUGUUCAGAAAGGAAUGAUUCUCGACUGGGUUCGGGUUUUAUACGAGGAGAAGCGACUCCUUGAGAUGGUUGAUAGAGAGCUUCAUGAUUCUUUUAGUGCAGCUGAACUGGAGAAGGCUGUUGAGGUGGUUCUCCUGUGCACUCAGUCCAAUCCUGGUCUUCGGCCAAAGAUGUCAGAAGUUGUGAAAACUCUGGAAGCUGGGUUCCAACCAGGAGAAAAUACACAGGAGUCAAAUGGAGAACCGCUGUAUGGAAGAUCUUGCAGCGUCUCUAGAAGUUAUGAUGAUAAUGAAGCGUCUUCUUUUAUUAUUGAACCAAUCGAGCUUUCAGGGCCCAGAUGAUAACCAGCUCAAACCGUUGUAGUUUGUAUUUUGGCUAUUUUGUUCUUAAAGCACAGGAGAGAAGUUUAAUCUAAUGAUGUAUGGGAGUCGUAAACUUAGUUGGAAAAUCUUGCAUCAGUGCAGAAGCUAACGUGAUCAUUUUGGCUGUUAAAAAGGAAUGUUUAAGUGUAAAUAUCAUAUUUCACUGUAAUUAUGUGAAGCCAUUGCUCUGAACGUUCUGAGCUAAUGUCAGCAUGCUUUCUGAAAGCUAAUUGCAAAUUGUAAACAUCUUAUGGGGAUCAAGAAGAAUGCUUCUCAAUUAAUUAUUUUA